Messenger RNA from Ustilaginoidea virens, 1866 nucleotides. RefSeq lists its product as uncharacterized. Lineage: Eukaryota; Fungi; Ascomycota; Sordariomycetes; Hypocreales; Clavicipitaceae. The transcript is spliced from 2 exons. The record is from RefSeq and is a predicted model, not a curated record. The coding region runs from base 1 to 1866 and encodes 621 amino acids. Gene Ontology annotation, molecular function: DNA-binding transcription factor activity. Gene Ontology annotation, biological process: regulation of DNA-templated transcription.
AUGACGACACAAUUAUCCAUGCAGCCGUUUUAUAGAUCACCGCUUGUUGUGGAUACUCGUCAUGCGCAGCAAAAGUACUUCAAAGAAGAUGACAGGGGCGGAAUGCUUGAGGACGGCUCUCUUGAGCACGGGACAAUCGACUCUGGCCUAGAGCUUUCACCACCAAUGAUCAACAGCCGGAGAGAAUCUUUUGCCAUGGGCACAACGCUCUUCUCUCCCAAAGCCGAGGACUGGCAGUCCGUGGACAUGCAGUCGGUACCAUCCAACCCCUUUGCAGACCAGAGCGGAGGAAACAAUGCGCCAAAUCUUAAUCCCUUCAUGCGACUAGACCCGUCGCACGGCCACGUCUUCUCCCCACAGGCAAGUCCCUGGGAUGUGAACAACACCGCGGGCUCUCACAACGUCAUGCAUCAGUUCAACCAUGUGCAAGGCGCCUUUGAUGCCAGCGCUUCCAUUUUUCAAAGACCUGUGCAGAAUCAUAACCCUUUUAGCAAUGCUGGAGCCAUGUUUGCUGCUUUGGGGAAUGAAGACCAGCCCUUGCCGACCUCUCCCGAAAAGGAGUGGAUGCUUCCCGUCCAGACGCUGAGCAAGAAGAUGCAGCCUGGCAGCCCCAUGAUUCGGUCCCACAACGAGCUUCGACGGGGAGACGGCAUCAGGAAGAAGAACGCACGGUUCGAAAUUCCAGUGGAACGCAAUCUGAGCAAUAUCGACUCUCUCAUUGCCCAAUCUACCGACGACCAGGAGAUCAAAGAGCUGAAGCAACAGAAGCGCCUUCUCAGGAAUCGCCAAGCAGCUCUUGAUUCGAGGCAACGGAAGAAGCAACACACAGAACGCCUGGAAGAUGAAAAGAAACAGUUUACAUCCGUCAUCAGCGACAUGGAAGAGGAGGUGGCGUCUCUGAAGGAAAAGUUCGACAUGCUCAUGCAGGAGAAGAAUUCUCUCGUGGGUUACAUUGACAGAUUGACAAUGGAAAAGGAUGACAUGAUCCGCACGCACACUCUGGAGAGUGGUGAGCUGCGCAAGAAAGUCAACGUCCUCACGGAGCACGUGCAGCGGCUUGAAAGCCAAACGUUGAUUGCUUCCGGCCCCGGAGGAAACGAUGGCUAUUCUGACAGCUAUGACGGCAUGGAAGGCAUCGGCAUGCCCGGGUCCUGGGACAGCUCGACGUUUGCACACGAGUACUCGGCGGAGCAGCCCAAGUCGAGGCAUCAAAUGUCGCUCGUCCCGGCCAAGAAGAGCAGCGAGAACACGGCAUCCUCCGAGUGCGACAAGGGCUCUUCCCAGGGAGGUCUCUUGUUCAUGCUGUUCCUCGUCGGCGCGUUUGUCAUGUCCAGCCGCUCCACGCCAGCUAUUCCCCGUGUGUCUGAAGAUGUCCGCGCCGCCUCUGCGACGCUUCUGGACAACGUUCUCAAGGAUGCCGGCAUAAGCUCGCAGGCAACGGGCAUCCAGGCUAUCCCUCCCCAGCCCUCCGGCAGCGAGUGGAUUCAUACGGGCAUCAGCGACAUCAGCAUGGACACUGGGACCUCCAUGCUGGAGGAGCUCGGCGACUCGUUGACCCAGCCGAGCCAGGAGCAGAUGAAUGAGCACAUCUUUUCGCUGUCGGCGGCGCAGUACGACGGCGUGAGCAACCACGAGUUUCUGCAGAACGCCCCAAACGCGCCGGGACGAAGUACCAGCCAAGGCCGCAGGAACCUGGCGGAAGCUCUGGCGGCCAUGCGUGUGGCUAGCAAGCACGAUGGCGCCGCCGAGGUGUAUACGCGAUCGCUUCUCUGGGAUCAAAUCCCGAAUGAUGUUGUACGAAACUUUGCAAAAAUGGUUGCCGAGAGCAACAACGCCCAUGAUGAGCAGGAAUGCGACGAAGCAUAA